Gossypium arboreum is the source of this 3233-nucleotide messenger RNA. Its product is annotated as protein NEDD1-like. Gene Ontology annotation, cellular component: kinetochore microtubule. The record is from RefSeq and is a predicted model, not a curated record. Gene Ontology annotation, molecular function: gamma-tubulin complex binding; protein binding. The transcript has 10 exons. Gene Ontology annotation, biological process: positive regulation of cytokinesis; regulation of microtubule nucleation; regulation of phragmoplast microtubule organization. The coding region runs from base 404 to 2779 and encodes 791 amino acids. NCBI's taxonomy places the organism in Eukaryota, Viridiplantae, Streptophyta, Magnoliopsida, Malvales, Malvaceae.
AAUGAGAAAAAUAUAAAAGAAAAAUUAGCAUCGACGGAAUAAUUUUGCCUUUUUAAUUUAAUCAAAAUAGAAUAUGAAUAAAUAAAUUUUUUAUUAAUCUGAAUUUAACUCGAACUGAACCAGAAUCGCCAGGCUCGGCCAUGGGUAGCCUACUCCUUUACAAUUUAAAAAAAAGAAUUCGUCCCUUCUCUUCUCUUCUCUUCUCUUCUCUUCUCCUUUUGCUUUCCAUAGGGUUUACUUACACUUUCUCUAACCAUCGAAUUCUGAUUAAAAUCAAAUCAUUUUUAAUUGAUUUUUCUUAAUAUUCUAAUUUCUCAUUUCCCUUUAAUUUUUAAUCAUCCACAAAGUUCUCCUGGAGGAAACUCUUUCUUUAUAUAUAUAUAUAUAUAUAUAUAAGAGUAUUAUGAUGAAUCGACCGGAUCCGUCGCUGGAGUUACUAGCGGCGAGCGGCGGCGACACCGUGAAAAUCUUCGACAUUAAGCUCGAACCGAACGAUCCUUGCGUUUUAAGUUACUCACCUUCUCCGAGUUGCUUUGUCAAUUCGGUUAGGUGGAACCACACUAACUUAGUGGUAGCGAGUGCCGGAGAAGAUAAGAAGAUAUCUUUGUGGCGGAAAAAUGGGCAGAGGAUGUGGACAGUUCCGGUUGCUGGGACUGAUUGUGGAGAUAACAUUGAGGAGUCUAUUUUAGCUAUUAGCUUUAUCAACAAGGGGUCCAGAUACAUAUGUUCAGGGGGAAGUGGUCAAGUUGUACGGAUAUGGGAUUUGCAAAGGAAGCGUUGCAUCAAAUGGUUAAGGGGUCAUACUAGCACAAUUACAGGUGUUAUGUACAAUUGCAAAGAUGAGCACUUGGCCUCCAUCAGCCAAAGUGGGGAUCUCAUUCUUCAUAACCUUGCUUCUGGGGCAAGGGCUGCUGAACUAAAAGAUCCUAAUGAACAGGUACUGAGUGUACUUGAUUAUUCUCGGAUCAGCCGACACAUUUUGGUGACUGCUGGUGACGAUGGAUCUAUCCAUUUAUGGGAUACCACCGGUCGUAGCCCAAAGGUUUCCUGGUUGAAGCAGCACUCUGCACCCACAACUGGCAUUAGCUUCUCACCAUCCAAUGAUAAGGUAAUUGCUAGUGUUGGGUUGGAUAAGAAGCUAUACACCUAUGAUACUGGGUCUAGAAGACCCUCUACUUUCAUUUCUCAUGAGGCACCUUUCACUUCAUUGGCAUUUAGAGAUGAUGGUUGGACACUGGCAGCUGGCACCAAUAAUGGUAGAGUAGCGUUCUAUGAUCUUCGGGGAAAACUACAGCCUUUUACUUUCCUUGGUGCUUAUAGCAGUUCUGAGGCUGUUUCAAGUUUAUGCUGGCAAAGAUCAAAACCAGUAAUUGUUAAUGAGACUACUUGUGCUGCUGAGACUGCUCUCUUGGGGGGUCCAGUGGAGGAUUCAGUUCUUAUGCCUGACCCACUUCCAUCUGUGACAUCAUUGAGCCUUUCAGUAUCCACAGCAAUUUCUGGUGGCCGAUCAGGCCCUGCAGAAGUAUCUUUUCUUACAAGUAGGAGUGAAUCAGUGUCAAGCACAGGCAAUCUGUCUUCUUCUAUGGAAACACCACAUAGAAGCCAUCUGUGGCCUGGUGGAACACUGACGAGAUUACAUGCUCCUCACUCUAAGUACAGUCUCAAGGAUGAUAUGGAUGUGUUUUCCCCUGUUGUGGAUGUUCAACCGAUUACACCCUCACUCGAUAAGUUGUGGGAUAUUCAUGAGGGUGCAAAAAAAGAGCAUCUACUCGCUGAUAAGAGGCCCUCCUCCCUUCUGUUUCCCUCUAGCAGGAGGUUUGCUUUUGCUGAUGAUGGAGCUGGUGAUCACCCAAUAUUUGAUUGGAAGUCCAGUUCAAUAUCUCAACAGGAUGACACAAGAUCUUUGACGUCAUUACGAUCUAUGCCUACACCAUCAUCCAAGAGUGAAGAGGCCUCCAUCACUCCUCCUGAAGCGUGGGGUGGUGAUAAGAUAUCUGAUAAAUUUGCUCACCUCCGUCAUCUGCCAUCUCGAUUUGGGAUGGAGGCUUCUGGUGGUAUGACAACAAGCUAUACUUAUUCUGGACAAACUCAAUCUUCAAUGCUCAGUCAGACAAGUAUUAGCUCAUUAACAAGUAAUGACAUAAGCUAUGAAAACUUGCGCACAAAAGAUGUCUCUUCAAGUCAGGAGACGUCACUAGGAUUUCCUGAACAUUUAUCCAGCUCCUUGUCUGCUUUGUCUCUUGGUUCAAAAGGCAUUACUGGAGCAGGCAGCCUCGACUCACCAAAACUAGCAUCUUUAGGGCUGCCUCGAAGGUUUUCAACAUAUGCUGAGAGAAUUAGUACUACAUCUGCCUUCAGUGACGGAACUUCCCAAUUGGUGGUUUCCCCCAAAACAAAGAAAACAGGAGCUGAAACCAGAGAAGAGCUGUUGAAUAGCUUGUUAUUGAGGUCUGAUUCAUUUACUGGAGAAGAAUCAGGAAUUCUUCCAGCUAUGAAUGGAGGAACACAGCUCCACAAGGCUCCUCAACCUGAUCCCCAGCAAGGAAGUAACUUCACUCUUCAGCUAUUUCAACGUACUCUUGAAGAAACCCUUGAUUCAUUUCAGAAAUCCAUUCAUGGAGAUAUGAGGAACCUUCAUAUUGAAAUCUUAAGACAAUUCCACAUGCAGGAGAUGGAGAUGUCUUGUGUGAUGCGCUCCAUUUUACAGAACCAAGCUGAACUGAUGGAAGAGGUUAAGUCUCUCCGGAAAGAAAACCAGCAGCUUCGUCAGUUGCUUUGACCACUGAUUAAACUGCAUUAUUAUGUCCGGUUAGGAAAUGCCUCUUCUUAUCACCUCACUGUUUUUGUUUUUAUCAUGAUUACUGUUUCAUAAAUAUAGGCUAUUGUCUGAUUUUGAAGUAAAAUUGCUUCUCCGCAAUUGUUGGUGCAAAAAUGGGUAAAAAAAAAAGGUGCUUAUGGAGAACAGUACAGGGGCUUAAGAGAUUUUCCAUGAAACAAUGUACAGAAAUGCUUCUCAAUUGAUUGAAAAAUGAAGCUUUUUACAGGGUUUUAUCUUUGUAGAUCUGAAUUCCCUGACUUACUACAUCUUGAUAUGUUUAGGCUUAUCAAAUCCUCAUCUUGCAAGAGAAAAAUGUAUUUUCAAAGAAAUACAAAGUAUAUAGUUUUUAAUUUAUUCAACAGUGGGAACUUGUUUUCAUCAAACAAAUAAUUAAAUAUUUUAAUUUACUUUGAAA